GUGAGAGAGGAGGAGACAGGAGGCUGAGCCAGAUUUCCCUUCAGACACUCCCCGUCUUUAAAGGCCCUGAGCUCAGCUAACAGUCCCUGGACUCAACUGGAGUGUGGAUCUCAGCGUACAGGGCCAGUGUGACGUAAACACAACGCUGAACCUUAUCUUGGGCUGUCCAUCCAGGGUCCCCAACCCCCUCGGUAUCUGAGGCCCACCCUGGGAGAGCAGUCUCCUGAAGAGUACCCACCUCUGGAGGGUCUGCCUCACAGUAUCCCUGGAGAGAUCUGUACUUUUUGGGAAAUGCAUCUGGAACAAUUCACCAACAUCUGCUUCUUUUUAGCAGCACAUUUCCACUGGCAUGAUUCAAGUAUAGCAAUGGAUCCUGAAGUUUCACGCAUCCAAGAUGACCCAGACGUCAAGGUGAUGAUGGCAGGGUCGACUCUGAGAAAAGUCAAGUCACGAUCGUGGAAGAAGCAGCGGCAUUUCCGCCUUCUGGAGGACGGCGUGACAAUCUGGUACAAGUCCAGAUGGGCGGGGAGAGGCCACUCCACUUUCCCAAUUACCGAGGUGGAGGCUGUGCGUGAGGGCCACCAGUCGGAGGUCCUGCUGAGCAUCGCUGAGGAGUUCCCCGCUGACCACUGCUUCACCUUGGUGUUUCACGGUCGCCAAGGCAACCUGGACCUUGUGGCCGAUUCGCCAGAGGAAGCCAAGGCCUGGAUCCAGGGAGUGCGUAAGCUGAUUCACAAGUCUCAAACGAUGGAUGAGAAGGAGAGGCUGGACCAGUGGGUCUGGGACUGGUUUCAGAAAGCUGACAAAAACAAAGAUGGGAAGAUGAAUUUCAAAGAGGUGCGGAAACUGCUGAAGAUGAUGAACGUCGACAUGAAUGAGGACCAUGCUUUGCAUCUCUUCACGAUGGCUGACAAGUCAGAUUGUGAAUCUUUGGAAAUCGAGCAGUUUGUCCACUUCUAUAAGAUGCUGACUCAGAGGGAUGAAGUGUGGAAGGUGUUCCAGGACUACUCCGGAGAUGGAGAGAAGUUAAUGUUGGAGGAGCUGGAGAACUUCCUGAGCGUAGAGCAGCAGGAGGGAGAGCAGAGUUCCCAGCAUGCCCAGGAGCUGAUUGACCGCUACGAACCAUCUGAAUCCGCCAAGAAGCAAGGCGCCAUGUCGUUAGAUGGCUUCCAGAUCUACCUGUGCUCACAGGAGGGCUCCGUAUUUAAACCUGAGCAUCGGCAGCUUCACCAGGACAUGAGCCAGCCGCUUAGCCACUACUUCAUCUCCUCCUCACACAACACCUACCUACUGGAGGACCAGCUGCGAGGACAGAGCAGCCAGGAGGCAUACAUCCAGGCCCUGAAGAGAGGCUGUCGUUGUGUAGAGGUGGACUGCUGGGACGGCAGCGAUGGGGAACCCGUCGUGUAUCACGGCCACACUUUGACUUCCAAGAUUCUUUUUAAAGACGUCAUUUCAACGCUGAAGGAAUACGCCUUCAAGGUAUCGGACUUCCCAGUCAUCCUGUCCCUUGAGAAUCACUGUAGUGUGGAGCAGCAGACAGUCAUGGCCCAGCACCUUAGCCAGAUCUUGGGUGACACACUACUGACCACCCUACUGGAUGGGCAGGUCCCUCAACAGCUUCCUUCUCCAGAGGAGCUGAAGGGGAAAAUUUUGCUGAAAGCCAAGAAGAUUAGCGGUCCGGAAGACUGCCUCGAUGAAACCCUGACAGACGAAGUUAGCGAUGACGAAGAGAUGGCCAACGAUGAUGCUGAGAUCCUGUCUAUAGAUGACCAACCUGCUGAGUGUUUGAACCACACUGGGAAGAAAUCCAAGUCCAAACUGUCCAGGGAGCUGUCAGACUUAGUGGUUUACUGCAAGAGUGUGCACUUCCAUGGCUUUGAGUAUGCUCGAUCACACACCAAAUGCAAUGAGAUGUCCUCAUUCUCUGAGUCCAAGGCCAAGAGGCUUGCUAAGGACGCAGGGACCGAUUUUGUGCAGUACAACACACGGCAGCUGAGCAGGAUCUACCCCAGUGGCCUCAGGACGGACUCCUCCAACUACAACCCGCAGGAGAUGUGGAAUGUGGGCAAUCAGAUAGUGGCUCUAAACUUCCAGACAGCUGGUCUGGAGAUGGAUCUGAACGAUGGGCUGUUCGGGCAGAACGGCGGCUGCGGAUACGUCCUCAAGCCUGCCUUCAUGAGAGACGGCAACACCCAGUUCAGUCCAGAGAAACCAGAAGAGCGACCAGGCUACAAACCACUUCGCUUAUCCAUACAGGUGAUCAGUGGGCAGCAGCUACCAAAGGUGAACCAGAAAGAGGGCUCUAUUGUAGACCCCCUGGUCAGAGUGGAGAUCUAUGGAGUGCCACAGGACCAGGCCAAGGAAGAGACCAGUCACAUUAAUAACAAUGGUUUUAACCCAGUCUGGAAUGAAACUUUAAAUUUUGUCAUCCACGUCCCUGAGCUGGUCCUGGUUCGCUUCGAGGUGGAGGACUACGAUAAGGCGUCCAGGAACGACUUCAUUGGACAGUUCACUCUUCCGUUUACGUGCAUCCAACCAGGGUAUCGUCACAUAAAUCUGCUCUCCAAAGAUGGAACAGCUAUCCCUCCCGCCUCCCUCUUUGUCAACAUCGGCAUCUCAGAGCUCACAUGAAGAACUCUAAUCUGAGGAUAUGAGGCCAGAGGUGGACACGAGUCCUGUGUCUUCAUUUGCCUGAAGAACGAUGAGAACAGCAUGCAACGAUGCUUUUAUCUGAUAUUGGCUGGCUAAAGUAGGGUAGGAAAAUGGAAAAUGUAUCCUGUUUUUGCUAACUUAAAGGUGCAAUGUGUAAAAUCCGGCCAGCAUUUUAGUUUAAAACUGAUCUGACAUUAUCAGCAUGUGAACAGUGAUGAAAUUAUGUCAAAGAUGUCUACGUAUUGUGUUACAGAGAUAGCUACUGAAAUGAGCAUGCUAACCAGCUAGCCCCGCCCCGUCCUGUCUUGUAAUACCACUUAUGUACCUUGAGAGACGAUAGUGAGUCACUGUAGCGUCCAGUCUGCCCUCAGUCCAACAUGAGAGGACGAAGAAGUAGUGCUGCCCCGAGGGCUUGCCCGAUGGAUGUAUUAAGAGAAGUGGAUACAGCGUUGAAAAACAUAUCUUUAGUCCAACUAAUGACAACACAAACCAUACCGACAAACAUUCCAAAAGGCGUUGAUAUGGUUUGGCUAUUGUCUUGCUACCAUGGUCUUGCUAAAACUGAGCUAAGUCAGCCAUAACGUAAAUUCUGUGAAGAUUAUAAUAUUGCAUUGUUAUUUUGACCGGCUCUCAGAGUUUCAGCAGUUUGGUCGAAUUUUGGAGGAGGUGAAAUGCCGCCCCCUAUUUGUUCGGAGCAUGUGGCCAGGCUUUACACAUUGCACCUUUAAAAUAGCAAUCAGCAGAAAUCAGACUCAGUUAUUUGUUUCUCAGCAUUAUUCACUCAAACAAGGAGUUCAGAAUCAGAAAUACUAUAUUGAUCCCCAGUUGCUCUGGUAUAAACAUCAAGAAUGAUAAGAAAAUAGAAAUAAAAGAGUAUGUAACAUGUACAUAAUGCUACAAUGUGGGUUUCUGUAAUAGAGGACUCUACUCAAAUUGAUUGAAUCAAUUAAAGGGAAUCAUAAAAUAA
Molecule: messenger RNA, 3622 nt
Organism: Sebastes umbrosus (honeycomb rockfish)
Lineage: Eukaryota; Metazoa; Chordata; Actinopteri; Perciformes; Sebastidae
Product: 1-phosphatidylinositol 4,5-bisphosphate phosphodiesterase delta-4-like
Exons: 16
Coding region: 292-2634 (780 amino acids)
Biological process (GO): intracellular signal transduction; lipid metabolic process
Molecular function (GO): phosphatidylinositol-4,5-bisphosphate phospholipase C activity; calcium ion binding
Source: RefSeq, a predicted model, not a curated record